CGGCGAGGAGGCGGGACACGUCGGCGCUGCCACCGCCGCCGCCGCUCCUCCUCCUGUUCCAGCUACCGCCGCCGCGGCCGCCGCUUCCUGGGCUGAGUCCUCCCGCGGUCCCGGCGGCACCAGGUGCUUUCACCCUGCCGGGCUCCUGUCCGCGACCGCCGCCGCCGCAGCUGUCUCGGUUCCCCCACCCGCUGCCGAGAUGGCGACGCGCUCUUGCCGGGAGAAAGCUCAGAAGCUGAACGAGCAGCACCAGCUCAUCUUGUCCAAGCUGUUGAGGGAGGAGGACAACAAGUACUGCGCCGACUGCGAGGCCAAAGGUCCCCGAUGGGCUUCCUGGAAUAUUGGUGUGUUUAUUUGCAUCAGAUGUGCUGGAAUCCAUAGAAAUCUUGGGGUUCAUAUAUCCAGGGUCAAGUCAGUCAACCUAGACCAAUGGACACCAGAACAGAUACAGUGCAUGCAAGAUAUGGGAAAUACUAAAGCAAGACUACUCUAUGAAGCCAAUCUUCCAGAGAACUUUCGAAGACCACAAACAGAUCAAGCAGUGGAAUUUUUCAUCAGAGAUAAAUAUGAAAAGAAGAAAUACUAUGAUAAAAAUGCUAUAGCAAUUACAAAUAUUUCCUCCUCUGAUGCUCCUCUUCAGCCUUUGGUAUCCUCUCCUCUACAGGCUGCUGUUGAGAAAAACAAAUUGGAGAAAGAAAAGGAAAAAAAAAAGGAAGAGAAGAAAAGAGAAAAGGAGCCAGAAAAGCCUGCAAAACCUCUUACAACUGAAAAGCUGCAGAAAAAAGAAGAUCAACAACACUUGGAGCCUAAAAAAAGUACCAGCCCUAAAAAAGCUUCAGAGCCCACUGUCGAUCUUUUAGGACUAGAUGGUCCUGCUGAGGCACCAGUGACUAACGGCAGUACAGCCACAGUACCAGCCUUGAAUGAUGAUUUGGACAUCUUUGGACCAAUGAUUUCUAAUCCCUUACCUUCAACUGUCAUGCCUCCUGCUCAGGGGACAGCCUCUGUACCAGCAGCUGCCACUCUGUCUACAGUAACAUCUGGGGAUCUGGAUCUAUUCACUGAGCCAACUACAAAGUCAGAAGAGGUGGCAAAGAAACAACUCUCCAAAGAUUCCAUCUUAUCUCUGUAUGGUACAGGAACCAUGCAGCAGCAGCAGAGUACUCCUGGUGUGUUUAUGGGACCCACAAAUAUGCCAUUUACCUCACAAGCGCCAACUGCAUUUCAAGGAUUUCCAUCAAUGGGUGUACCUGUGCCUGCAGCACCUGGCCUUAUAGGAAAUGUGAUGGGACAGAGUGCAAACAUGAUGGUGGGCAUGCCCAUGCCCAAUGGGUAUAUGGGAAAUGCACAAACUGGUGUGAUGCCACUUCCUCAAAAUGUUGUUGGCCCUCAAGGAGGAAUGGUGGCACAGAUGGGUGCAUCCCAGAGUAAGUUUGGCCUGCCACAAGCUCAGCAACAUCAGUGGGGCCUCUCUCAGAUGAAUCAGCAAAUGGCUGGCAUGAGUAUCAGUAGUGCGAAUCCUACAGUGGGAUUUGGCCAGCCCCCCAACACCACAGCAGGAUGGUCUGGAAGCGCAUCGGGUCAGACUCUCAGCACACAACUGUGGAAAUGAAAACUGUAAUACAAGUUUCAUCCAGAACUACCACCUGACAUUCCUUGCUAAAACGCAUCUAGUUCCCGUUUAUUCAUGUACAUAUAUUUUUUUCUUUUUCCCCAUUUGUUCAUAUUAAGAAUUAUCUGAUUGACCGUGUUGGUCUGUACUGAUUAAAUUUGAUGUGGUGAAAAGCAGGUUGAGAAACCAUUUUAUGUCAAGGGCAGCUUUGCUUGUGCAUAUUUCCCAUGAUUUCAUUGAGAAGCUGCUCAACUUGCAUAAUCAGUUUUACUGAAUAAAAUUAUAGCUCUAAUGUUUGCAUAUAUAAGGGAAGUAGUUAUCAUGUUAGUAAUACCUCUAACAGUGUAAAAACCCCUCCCCCAAAUUAGCCAGUAAUCCUUUAGGAAGGUACUGUAUGAUCAAAUGUUUUAAUCAUAUAAAAUAGAAUGUAAAUGUAUCACUGAGCACUGUUUUCUAGUGUAUCAAACUUUUUCUUUCAUCAUUCACUUUAUUGUGCUGUUGUUACGAUGUGCUUAACAGGGAACGUGGCUAGUGAAAGGAAGAUAAACCUGGAUGUUACUAUAAAACUUAGAAAAUGUUUAAGGAAUGCAAAUUUUAUCUGCCUCUCAAUGUAAUUUGGAUCUUACUAUGUACAUAGUGCUAACAUGAAGACCUUUCUCUGCACUAUAUGCAAACAGGGUAACUAAACAAAGCCACUUUCAAUUCUUAAAGGUAUAUCCGGGUUUAUGACAGUGAUUGUGUUUACAUUUUAUGGUGCCUAGUAUUGACAAAAUGUUAAAUCCCUAUAUUAAACAGAUGAAUCCAUAGAUUUUUUUGUGGGCUUUAUUUCCUACAAUGUAUAAUGCCACCAACUUUCCAAAAAGUAAUGACAAAAUAACAGUUAUCUGUUUCUAAAACCUGUUCAUUUCUAGCAACUAUAAGGCCAAAUGGGGAAAAAAAAAGUAUUUUAGAUACCCAAAAUGGUAUCUUCAAAUGUCAUUUAACCAUACUGUACAGAGAUCUUCCAGUUUAGUUGUAGGGUAAAUGUGUAAAACAAAUGAAGACAAAACUUUUUAUACCAACCUAUUAGCUUAUCUUAACAACAAGCUCUGGUUAAACAGGUGUCCAUCAGAUGACAAUAAAGGCUGUUGUACUGAAGUAAAAUGAACAAUACCUGAAUGCUCGGCAGCCUACCCUCCACGCAUCCGUCGGCCAACCAUUUGCUGCUUUAACUUACACCUCAAUUUUCACUGUGUCCAGGUGGUACUUUGGCUCAUUGGCUAGGUUAACCUUCUCUGUUCGUGUGUGCCACACAAGAACCUAAAAGGGAGGGAGAUCUUUUGGGUAGCCACACUUACUGCUGUCAC
Condylura cristata (star-nosed mole) is the source of this 2958-nucleotide messenger RNA. It is a transcript of the gene SMAP1, whose product is annotated as small ArfGAP 1. Gene Ontology annotation, molecular function: GTPase activator activity; metal ion binding. The record is from RefSeq and is a predicted model, not a curated record. The transcript is spliced from 11 exons. NCBI's taxonomy places the organism in Eukaryota, Metazoa, Chordata, Mammalia, Eulipotyphla, Talpidae. The coding region runs from base 200 to 1612 and encodes 470 amino acids. Gene Ontology annotation, biological process: regulation of clathrin-dependent endocytosis.